This is a messenger RNA of Tinamus guttatus (white-throated tinamou), 1029 nucleotides long. Lineage: Eukaryota; Metazoa; Chordata; Aves; Tinamiformes; Tinamidae. The record is from RefSeq and is a predicted model, not a curated record.
AUGACGAAUCACUGCUUCUCGUCACGCUUCCGAGGUGGCGGCCCCUUCCUCGCCGCUCGCGCCUUGCGGGGGCAGGCAAGGAAAAAUCCCAAGCGAUGUGCUGUUGCAAAGUGGCUUGGCUGGAGGAGCACUGGCCAUGCGGGGAAGGUGCCAAGGGGCCGGCUGGGCUCCCGGGUGGCAGCAAAGCCCCCAGGUGGGAGAAGCCGGCAGCUGGAGCCGGGAACCAGGAACCAGGAGUUGGAUCUGGGGUGGGAGGUGCUGGACAGGGUGGGCACCAACGGAGUCAUCUCCACGCAAGAUUUCCCCAGAGAGACCCAGUAUGUGGACGACGAUUUCCCCACGGACUUCCCGGCCAUCGCUCCCUUCCUGGCCGACCUCGACACCACGGGCAGCAGAGGGAACAUCUACUACCGGCAGGACGACUCUUCGGACGUGCUGGACCGGGCAGCCGGCUACAUCCGCGCCGGCUUCCCCGAGGCCGCCGCGUCCUUCGCGCCCACCAACGCGUUCCUCGCCACCUGGGAGGACGUGGGUGCCUACGAGGAGCUCUCGCCGGGCAUGGAGCCCUCCAAGAAGCUCAACACGUUCCAGGCUGUGGUGGCCUACGACGCAGUGGACGCCUACGCCAUCUUCCUCUACCCCGACGACGGCCUCCAGUUCUUUGGGACCCGGCCCAAAGAGUCCUACAACGUCCACCUGGAGCUGCCGGCCAGGGUGGGCUUCAGCCGCGGCGACGGUGAUGACCCCAAGAGGGAUGGACUCUUCUACAGCGUGGCCAGCAGUGAGCGGGCCUUGAAGCACCUCUACCAGGCGAGCAACGUGAUGGUGCCCGGCGUGUGGGUCUUCCACAUCGGCAGCGCGUCCCCGCUGGCCAACGUGGUGCCAGGCCUCCUGGAGAUCCCCGAGGAGCAGGAGGGCAGCCUGGACCCCGACGCCCCGCGGAGCCUCCCGGCCAACCCGACCUCGUACCGCUACGGGCAGCACGGCGUGCGCGUGGAGGAGGACGUCAGCUUCAACACGGAUGUGUGA